Messenger RNA from Coprinopsis cinerea okayama7#130, 907 nucleotides. RefSeq lists its product as hypothetical. The coding region runs from base 191 to 886 and encodes 231 amino acids. The record is from RefSeq and is a predicted model, not a curated record. The transcript has 3 exons. Lineage: Eukaryota; Fungi; Basidiomycota; Agaricomycetes; Agaricales; Psathyrellaceae.
CAUCAUCCACCGCUACCCUGCCCUACACACUCAAACUUUCCGAAUAACACACAACAGAGAGUUCAGCUAAGCAGGAUAUACAACCAAGCAAGCUCGCUGUUUGACCCUACACAUCGCACACAAGAGGGCCCGUCGUCGUGUACCCCAGGGCUCCCACAGAACAGACAGACCACACAAGCAGAGACAUAACAUGGCGACCACCACCAACUCGUUCUACUUCCGCAGGCGCCGAAUUGGCCGAGCAGCUUCCCCACCCACCUGGGCCUGCUACGAGCAAAUCCGCUACGACGAGGGCGGCGACUACUCGGAUAGUGACUCGGACUCGUGCUCUGAGGACGAAGAGGACUAUUCGCACAUUAUCGGAGGAGCAGGGAGGAGAUCGGAUGAGGUCGUGUCGGAUGGUCGUCGGGUCUCUCAGGGUGGGAUAGAUACCGACGACAUCGACAUGGACAUGGGCGACGAGGAUGACGGCGAUGAGGGGCCCAGGGCCCAACAUCGUCGAGACUCUGCUGACAGUAUGAGUGACAAUCAGCAGGCGGCAAAGGAUGUGAAGGGCAAGCAGAAGGCUGUGGACCCAGAGCCUGAGCAACAGCCACAGCCGCCGAUUGGGAGGAGGGGCCGCCAGGCGAAGAGGAGGGAGCGGCAGCCGGUGUAUUCUCUGAGGCCUAUCCUGACUAUUCAACGUAGUCAAGGGUUCGUCUGGAACCAGGAUCUAUUCGUACCUCCGUACAUCAAGGAUCGAUAUAUUGCCUCGACCUCACCUCCCAACUCUCAUGGAUUCAUUUCCACAUCGGUAUCUUCAACUAAUUCUGCAAUGACGGACUACGAAGUAGAAGUUGUGGAGAUUCGCAUCAAGGACGGCGAGCUAGAAGAUAUCAUUCCUUAGAAGGUCACUGCGCAAGUCUGC